AUGUAUUCCACUGUUUGUAAACAAAACGGAAACUCCGACAGUGAUAUUGCCACCUUCAUACCCACUGGAUUUGUCGGUCAAUUAAGAGGCUGGUGGGAUCAUUAUCUCACCGAUAGUCAGAAAAAGGAUAUUCUUGACCAUAAGAAAAGGAUUAAGUCUGAAGCUCCAAUAAUCGGAGCAAGUGGUGUUGGCACCACAGGCGAAGAAGAUGCAGUUUAUACACUGUGUUUCUCUAUCCUUCAGCAUUUUGUUGGAACCAAUAUCCCUAUUGGAGAAAAAAUUCAAACUCUACUCCAAAAUCUAAGAUGUCCUUCCCUUACACAUUUUAGAUGGUACAAAGACACAUUUUGUCUAGAAUUUAUCAAUUAA
Messenger RNA from Lathyrus sativus (Indian pea), 369 nucleotides. NCBI's taxonomy places the organism in Eukaryota, Viridiplantae, Streptophyta, Magnoliopsida, Fabales, Fabaceae. The record is from the annotation of a GenBank genome assembly.